This is a messenger RNA of Monopterus albus (swamp eel), 3250 nucleotides long. It is a transcript of the gene arhgap36, whose product is annotated as Rho GTPase activating protein 36. The record is from RefSeq and is a predicted model, not a curated record. NCBI's taxonomy places the organism in Eukaryota, Metazoa, Chordata, Actinopteri, Synbranchiformes, Synbranchidae. The transcript is spliced from 12 exons. Gene Ontology annotation, biological process: signal transduction. The coding region runs from base 307 to 2208 and encodes 633 amino acids.
AUUGGCUGAGAAAACGAUGUGAUACGAAGCCUCGACGGAAACUGUCUAAGUUUACAAACGCUUUGGAGCCAAGGAAAUAUCUUAAUUAGCUUAAUGUUCAGAAAAGAAAAACACCCUAGCGAUAAGUGGAGAUGAACCGAAUGUUACAACUAUCUUGUUUCCUGUUUUUCUGAAGAAAAAAAAAAACAUACAACCGCAAAAGAGAGAUGACAAACCUAAGAUCACACGACAUCUUAUUUUGAAGUUUGGUUUGUUCAGGUGAAACGCUGCUGCUCAUUAGGCCAGGGGGACCACACGUGGGCGACCAUGCUGGGGCAGUGUGCGCACUUGCAGCCGGUGCCCAUCCAGAGCCUCUCGGAGCUGGAACGAGCCAGGUUACAGGAAAUGGCUUUGUACCACCUGGAGGAGAGGGACCUGGAUUUCAAGAUCAGCAUCCCAAAAGAAAUACAUAAACGGAGAAAAUCUCUGCGCAGGAAGUUUGACUCCUUUUCAAAGGAAAAAAGAGAACGAGAAUCAGCACCCAAAGCUUUUGGCAUCUCCCUCUCCCAAGUCAUCGCCAACGACCGGACCUACAAGCGGCUGCAGGACGCCCUGAAGGAGAGCAGGCGUGACUGUCUGGACCUGGAGGCCAGCAUCCUGCACUUCCGGGCUGAGAAGCGGCAGUUCUUCAUUGGGAACAAGCCGUUGGUCAUCUCCUCAUCUAUCACAAGAGCAGAUCCAAGCCUGCCGUCUGCAAACUCGGUGGCACCAGCGCCCAUUUGCGAGCCCCAGAACAAACCACUGUCGCCCACAUUUCUAGAUAACACUGGCCGAGGACAGAGAAGGGGUGGUUUGUCAGUCGACUGCAUCUCCGACCUCGUGGAGAGUCAGUCUCGUCUGCUGGAGGCGCUGCAGCUCUCCCACCCAGCUGAGCUGGAGAUAAAGAAGUCACCAGGCGGCAACUCAUCUGAGGGCAGGACUCAAACCAAGCUCAGCCUCAAUCCCAUCUACAGACAGGUGCCCCGGGUGCUGGAGAGGUGCUGCAGCCACAUCGAGAGCCACGGUCUUCAGACUGUCGGCAUUUUUCGCGUCGGGAGCUCUAAGAAAAGAGUGAGACAGCUGCGGGAGGACUUUGACAUGGGGGUGGACGUCCAGCUGGAUGAGGAGCACAGUGUCCAUGACGUGGCAGCGCUGCUCAAAGAGUUUCUGAGGGACAUGCCGGAUCCUCUGCUGCCCAGAGAGCUCUACCCUGCCUUCCUGCAUGCCAACUUGCUGAGAGGAGCGGACCAGCUUCAGUACCUGCAGCACCUCCUCUACCUGCUCCCUCCCUGUAACUGUGACACCCUGCUGCGACUCCUCACCCUGCUACACACCGUGCAGGGCUUCGCCCAAGACAGCGUAGGGACCAAUGAUGAGGAGAUCCCAGGGAACAAGAUGACCGCUGCCAACCUGGCGGUGAUCUUCGGGCCCAACCUGCUGCAAAAGGAGCGAGGAGGUGAUGUGAGUCCUCACGCGAUGGGGAUUGAAGACAGCACGGCCAUCAUCAAUGUAACCCUGGUGCUCAUACAGAACUACAAGAAGCUGUUCACGGUAUCUGCAGACCUGCAGCAGGAGGUCCUGAUGAGUCUCAUCCAGACUGAUCCAGAUGUCAUUGACUAUCUGCUACGUAGGAAACUCGGCGGCAGUCACCUGACAGUGGAGAGCAGCAGUGAGCCGGGGGGUCGUCGGGAUACAGGGACGUCUCUGAACUCUGUGGGUGCCUCAAGUGGGAGUCUAUCCCCACUAGAGCCCCCUUCAACUCUCUUCCCAGCCGAUGGUAGUGGCAGUGAGGGCAGCCUGACUAGUGAAGUGUUCCUCAGCAUGCUCAAACUGAGCCAGAACCGCAAGCGACAGGAGACAGGAUAUGGUGAGGCCCCUCCAGAUAAAUCCAUUCACCGCACGCGUCUGUUCCACUCCCACCAUAACCUGCUCAGCCUGGCCCAGCCCUCUACGUCUUCGUGCUCCGCCUCCAGGUUCCACGGUCAGGACCCUGACACGAAGGACCGCAGGGGCCCACUGUGUUCUGUGUUCUCUCUGGCCAGCAGUGGCAGCUGCUCCAGUCUGAGCGGGUUGAGCGAUAGCAACAUCUGGGUGAGACAGACGCCGCAGGAGGAGAGCAAGCCGUCACCUGCCGCUAACUUCUGGGACUUCUUCACUGGGAAAGGGUCAGGCUCUGAGACAGUGGUAUGAUACAGAGCCGGAACAAGAGGAGGAAAAGAGUGUUUGUGAAUGUGUUUAACUUGAUGUCAGAGGUCAGAAAAGUGUCCAGUUCCUGUUACAGUACAUUUACAGAGACGUCUGAUUUAACAAUCAAAAGUUAAGUGUUCUUCUAGGACUAGAAACAUUUGCAAAAUUACAACUCUGCAGCAUUUACAUGCUUGUAGCAUCGUCCUAAAUUUUCUACUUGAUUUUAGGGGAACAUCCUGUUGCAGAUUUUGGAAGUUGGAAAUUCCCACUUUUUUGCACCUCUGGAAUGCAGCUUGUGUAUGAAUGUGUAGGGACACAGAAAGCAACAGAGAAAAACAACAAAUGAAGGAGAAGUCAUAAUUGUAAGAUAAUUUGGAUUGAUAUCUGGACUGCGACAGACGUGAAGACAAAGAGACUACAUAAAUCUGAGAUUAUCUGGAAAGUGAUGCAGUAAUAAUUGCUAUGUAUGUAAUGUGUUCAUGUAUACAUUAUUUUACAUACCAUAGCCCUCUUCUUUACUACCUAGAACUGCCAAAGUGUAGCUAGCUGCAUGAGCUCUGUUAACUCUUCACCUACAGUGAUACCCUACCAGACUCCCUUUGGUUUUCACUAUUUUUGAGUAACCUCCAUUAAGCUACAUUGACUUUAAAUGUAAUCUACAGUUCAGCUAUCCCACAUUUAACUAGAAUAAAUGCAAGAUUUAAAAGCAUCUAUUGACAUCAUGGCAAAAUGUACUAUAUGAGAGACAUAAGUUGACUUGAAUAGGUGUGUUAUAUGUAAGUAUUUUAAGCAUUUUAAGUACUUUAGAGAGACGGAGUAAAAAAUCUUGAGUUUAGUGUGGAGUUUUGAGCAAAGAUCCAGUCCUUUCAGGCAUCUGGAACUCUUAUUAAGUCCAGAUUACAGGAAUAUCAUCCACUGUGGGAUGUCAGCUUUCAGGAGUAUUACCGACCUUUCACAACAUGGUGUACAAGACAAUAGUGAGACCAGCUAUGCUGUAUGGGUUAGAUUCUGUAGCAGUGAGGAAAAGACAAGAGGCAGAGAUGGA